AUGGCCGACCGAGUUGAAGACGCCAUCGUGGCAUGUAGCGCUGCCCAGCGCGCGGCCAUCAUCGGCGAGCCCAUCUGCGCUCUCUGCGGCCGCUACGGCGCCUACGUCUGCGAUGCCACGGACGAAGACGCCGCGCCGCCACCCGUGGGCUGCGCGCGGAGCUGGGGCUGA
Molecule: messenger RNA, 171 nt
Organism: Saprolegnia parasitica CBS 223.65
Lineage: Eukaryota; Oomycota; Saprolegniomycetes; Saprolegniales; Saprolegniaceae
Exons: 2
Coding region: 1-171 (56 amino acids)
Source: RefSeq, a predicted model, not a curated record